This is a messenger RNA of Penicillium canariense, 873 nucleotides long. Its product is annotated as MBL fold metallo-hydrolase. The transcript has a single exon. Bases 1 to 873 code for a protein of 290 amino acids. NCBI's taxonomy places the organism in Eukaryota, Fungi, Ascomycota, Eurotiomycetes, Eurotiales, Aspergillaceae. The record is from RefSeq and is a predicted model, not a curated record.
AUGGCUUCCACGCUCAGAUUUGAUGUCUACGUGGCUCCUGGAAUACCUUUCCCUUCUCCUGAGGGUUUGCCACACUUCGUCACGCCAGUCUGGUCACCUAUGGCUAUUACCCUACUUUCUGGAAACAAAGAAGCCGUACUCGUGGAUGCACUUCUCACAACCGCUCAAGCGAAUGACCUAGCGGAUUGGGUUGAAUCUUCCACAGCAAACAAGGUGUUGACGACAAUUUAUAUAACUCACGGUCAUGGUGAUCAUUUCUUCGGUUUGAAACGGCUCCUGGAACGGUUUCCAAACGUGAAAGCUGUCGCAACAGCGAAAGUUAUCGAACAUAUGCGGUACGAGCUAGAACCCGUUAAUUUUCAACCUAUAUGGACCAGCCGAUUCGGUGAACGGAUCGACGUCGAUGGUGAUAUCCUUUCGCGAAUUGAGUCAUUGGGCGAUCACGACAAUACUAUCCUCCUUGAAGGCCAUAAGCUCAUUGCCGUCGAUGCGGGAGAAUCAGACACAUGGAAUACGACAUACCUACAUGUCCCAUCUCUCAACUUGGUCGUUGCGGGCGAUUGUGUGUAUAAUGAUGUGCACCAAUUCCUUGGUGAGACGAACACGCAACAGGGUCGGGGCUCGUGGAUCUCGAUCGUCAAGGCUAUUGCGCAUCUCAAGCCUUGCACCAUUAUUGCGGGGCAUAAACGACCCGGGGCAGUGGAUGGUUUCAAUAAUCUCGCGGCAACGAUCAAGUAUAUCGAGGACUUUGGAGACCUAGUCGAAAAGACUGCAUCAAGAGAACAGUUGUUCGAGGAAAUGAUGAAAGCGUACCCGAACCGGGUGAAUCCGUAUGCUCUGUGGUUAUCCUGCCAGGGGGCAUUCAAAAGUUGA